Hirsutella rhossiliensis is the source of this 633-nucleotide messenger RNA. RefSeq lists its product as uncharacterized. Bases 1 to 633 code for a protein of 210 amino acids. The transcript has a single exon. NCBI's taxonomy places the organism in Eukaryota, Fungi, Ascomycota, Sordariomycetes, Hypocreales, Ophiocordycipitaceae. The record is from RefSeq and is a predicted model, not a curated record.
AUGAUGGGUCCUAAGCUCUACCACGCCCUAGCCAUAUGGGCCAUGCUUCUCAGCAUCGUCGUCUCCCAGGCGGCGGCUCCGGGCGCGGCCCCAGCGGUCCCAGCGGUUCCGGUGGCGGCGCCGAAAGGACCGUCGGGCGGCGACGCGGGCAGCGCGGGCAGCGCGGGUGAUGGAGGUAAUGCGGGCCUGGGCCCAUGUUGGCCCUUCAAGCGUCAGGAACCAGAUGGCGAGAACGGGCGCUGGGAUGAAGACGACGAUGACGAGGAAUGCAGAGGGAUCCCCGGCGUGCCGGCUCCCAUCCCAGCUCCCGUCCCAGCUCCCGUCCCAGCCCCCAUCCCAGCCCCAACCACCUCGAGCCCGCCGUUAGUCGCUCCCAGCGCCACCGGAACCUCCAGGCCGGCAACUACGGCGAUUAUAACGUCGUCGAUGCUCACAACGGGUGUCUCGACGGCCAGGCCGUCGAGCGUGUCCACCACGGUCAGGACCAAUGGCACCUCUUCUACCACGGCGAGAUCCGCGACCGCCAUCACGCCGGGCCGCUCCGGCGCCUCGGCCGUCAGGGCCUCGGACUCGACUCUUCUGACGGUCGCUCUGGCUGCAGGCGUUGUGGCCUUGUGCCUGUAUGUGUCGUAG